This is a messenger RNA of Dermacentor silvarum, 5440 nucleotides long. RefSeq names its product coiled-coil domain-containing protein 102A-like. Lineage: Eukaryota; Metazoa; Arthropoda; Arachnida; Ixodida; Ixodidae. The record is from RefSeq and is a predicted model, not a curated record. Bases 173 to 1531 code for a protein of 452 amino acids. The transcript has 11 exons. Gene Ontology annotation, cellular component: myosin complex.
CGUCGUAUUAGUUCCUGUGGGUGGCUUGUCGUGACUGUCAUAAUGCAGCACGGUACUGUUCACAGCUUUCGUCAGUUCGGGCACCCGGAUUGGGAACUUGAAGUUCAUUGAACUGAGUUUUUCCACUGUGGAGCGCGAGGCAACAACUGGCUUACAAGUUCAAGAUAAAACCAUGUCGUCUCAUGUGAAGCGGGAUGCAUCAUAUCGCUCUUAUGAUUCAGAAUGGGAAGCCAAAGAGGAGGUCCGGCUUCGAGAAUUGGAGGAAGCUCGGGCUCGGGCUGCUCAGAUGGAGAAAACCAUGCGUUGGUGGUCAGACUGCACAGCUAACUGGCGGGAAAAAUGGAGCAAGGUACGCACAGAACGCAACAAAGCGCGGGAGGAAGCGCGUCUCCUCAGAGCCCGUGUGGAUGCAGCAACGAAGGAGGCUGUGGCCCUCAAGCGUGAAAAACAUGAACUGGAGGCAGAAGUUGAUCAGCUACGACGGGAGUUCGAAUACUUGCGAACUGCGGAGAGCAGCAAUAACAGCAGGGAGACAGAGGUGCUGGCAUCUUCAGGCAGCACCUCGUCCCAUGUAGAACGAGAGCACCUCGACCAGGAUUCAAGCAGUGGCCUCCCAUCUCAGCUUGAUUCUGACUCGACAGACCAGCAGGUGUCAUUACUACAGUUGCGCCUGGAUGAAGCUUCAAAGCUGCUCCACACCGAAAGACAGGAGAAAAGCCAACUGACCAAAGCACUUGAGAAGCAAAUGGCUGAGCUUGGACAGCUGCGGGCAAAAUAUGACGAGCUUCGAAAAUCUCGCCAGGACACACUCAAAGAGCUUAAUCAAGUGAGAGCAGAGCACCAAGAUGAGCUGGAGUGUAUUCUUAUUGACCUGGAAGAUGAGGCAAGUGGCCGUACGUGUUUGGACAAGCGAAUGACUGAGCUUAGGGCUCAGCUUGUGCAACUGCAAGGUGAGAAUGCUGCAGAAUGGGGUCGACGAGAGCGCCUGGAGACAGAAAAGUUAGCACUGGAGCGGGACAACAAAAACCUGCGUGCAUCGCUGCAAGAAAUGCAUGAGUGUCUGCAGCGUAAAGCCCAGUCUCCUACGACAUGCUCUGACCAAAAGACACUUCAGGCUGAGCUGCAGCAUCGUACAAAGGAACUACUUGACCUCAAGCAUGCUCAUAGCAAACUGAAGAAAGUUCUCCAGGAGAAAAGUACAGAAUUGUCUCAUGCACUGCGACGAUCGGAGCAGUACGAGGCAGAGGUGAAGAAGCUUCGAGGGCGUAUUGAUGAACUCAAAAAAGAACUCGCAACUGCUGAAGAUGAGGCUGACACUGCCACCAACAGUAUUCGCAAACUUCAGCGCAGUAAUGAUGAGCUGCAGGAGCAGAUUGAAACACUGCAGAUGCAGCUGGAGCACUUACAGACAAGCGAACAAGAAUGCUUGGUUGCAUCGAUUCACUUGGACACUGUCAAGGCUGAAGAACACUGUGCCGCACAAGCUUCACAGCCUGCACCAUCUGAACAGCCGAGGCGAGCAGGCAGCUGACUUGCUGAGCGAAGAUGAAGUUGGAGAGGGCUGACAGCCUUCUUGACACCUCUGAAGAUAGGCUUUCAGGACCGCAGAAUAGCUCUAGUGCUGCUUGUGCAGCCGUCAAGUGGCAUGUACUAUAACUAUAUAUAUAUGUAUAUAUGCAGCUGAUAUGUCUAAACAAUUAUAUGAAGGAAUGUAGGCGUAGUACAGUUCGUGCUGCGAGAUAUCUAUCUGUACAAAAGAUUCAGCUAACUUGUUGGCUUGUUACAUGAAGUGCACUAGACUAGACUCUCUUGCAGAACAUUAUAAUACUACAUAGGAAAUCCAUUCAUCUUACCAGAAGUUCAGCUUAAAAGAAGUGCGGCAAGUGUGUGGAAAUCUAACAUAUUAAGCUUCUAGAAAGCUGCUGGAUGUUUUUCUCAUGUGGUUAAUCUCAAAAGCAACAUGGUAAAAAGAAACUUAAACUUAGCAUACCUCAUCCAAUGCUUUCAUUUAAUUUUUGAUGAAUUUUGCAUCAGUAUGCCUUACUUCAAUUUAUCAAUUUUAAACAAAUGUUCUUAAUUAGACCUGUAGGUGUGCUGCAAGAUGGGAGUAAGCAAAGUAAAGCAGGACUUGUUCAUGAUGGCUGCUUGGUACAUAACCUAAAGAGACCCCACAAAAAUGUUUAAUGAAGUUUUAAAAUAUUUUGGCUGUGAAGCACCACAUCGCCAAUCUUCAUUGGUGAUGUUUCAAAACUAUUCUGCAUCAGCAGAGUUAUAAAAACAUCACAAGUUGCUGUUAAACUAUGUACUCUUGGAUGUGUGUACUUUUCUGAUGUGGAACAAUACUCAUAGUAUUCAUGAGCAGGGGCACGUCUUCAUGCCACAAUUUUUUAUUAUGUGCCUAAACUGGUUACUAGACACAUCGCUCACGAUGUUCACUCAGUUAUCCUUUUCCACUGAUGUGCUUAGUAUGGCUUUCACGAUUUAUGCUAUUGAAGGAGCCCAUUGAAUAGCAGCCAUUUCUGUAGCCACUGGAGGCUACAUCAUUGUAGCCACCAGGAGGGAGGCUACAAAGAGUCGUGUGAAAUUUGAAGCGGCAAGUUAAUUUUUUUAGCAAAUGUUCUUGGUAAACAAUGCGAAACCAGACAAGGGACACAAAAAGGAUGUAGAUAAGCGCUUGUCUUCAUUAAGAGCUGCCUUUUCAGCAAAGCUGUAGCUUCUCUGCAGUGUUUAAAAGGAUUAAUAUUUAGCUAAAAUUUUAAGAGUGCUGACACAGGAAAAUUUUUUUCCAUUCUUUUUUUAAUUGUUGCUGACCUUUUAACUACAAUAUGGAGCCUUAAUUUCUAGGAUUUGCAUCAAAUCAUUAACUAUGUCGUCUUUCAAUGCGACCAGUUUAAAAUGCAUGCUAAGUGGAGUGAGACUCUGUGAUGCAGGAUGUAUUGAGCAGGACUCCUUCUGUGUCGCAGAAACAGGGGUGGUUGUCAAGUGGUAUCACAAGCCACUGAUGUGUGCAUCAGUUGGCCUUUUGCAGCGGUCGCAGCCACAUCAUGUCCAUGUUGCCAAAAACUGGGCACACACUACAUAGGCCAUUCUUCCCUCCUCAACUCUGUGCUUUUCUGCAUUCAACACGAGAUAAGCCUCGUCCUCUGCUGUCACUUUUCAUUUUAUCUCCCCUAUUAUCAUAUUAAGUGCCUAAUGCGUUCAACUUUUGGCAAGACGAUCACAAUGUGGCUUUCGACCACUGCGUCAGGCUGACCAGCUCAUGCGUCAGCAAUUUGUGACUGUAUCUGGCCACCACCUCCAGUUCCUGCGAUGUAUGGAGGGGUGCUGCUGACACAUCCAAAGCCAUGGUCCACUUAAUGUGCAUUUUAGUUUGGCUGUAUGAAAAGGUGGUGUAAUUAGUGAUUUGUCGUGUACCUAAAGAAUUGAAGUGAUAACAUGAAUGUGGAGUUGGCAGCUAUCUAAUAAAGCAAAAAAAAAAAAAAACAACUCGCAGGUCCAAUGCUGUUUGAGUCUAAAUGACUCAGAGCUUGUUUUGAGUUGUAGCAGCAGUCACAGAAUGCCUGGGCACAGUUUUAUCACUCUUAGCUGUUGGCUGUCUGUGCCAUGAGGAAAAAAGUAGUGUAUGAUGCUUGUUGAGGAAAGAUUGACCAGAGGUGUAUGCACAGCAAAGUAUGAUACAUAUCUUAAUACAAAGGCUUCUAUGCCCCUUGUGUCAUAGUGACAUAUACCAAUUUUGGGGGAUUGACCAAGAAUGGGCACAUACCCAGUGGCCCAGUCAUUCUUGACAAUAUGCACCCACAACGUGUGAGAAGAGGCAAAGGAAGCUAAAAGCAAGACAGAAGUUUUGUGUCAGUGAUCCCUUAAUGAUCAUGCAAUGUGAUUAUGUGGUGGGUUGUUAUGCAUGUCCAAAAAAUAAUAAAGGGCGGGGGGGGGGGGGGGGUGAGGUGCACUUUAGAACAAGGACAGUGCCAAAGUAGGAAACAAAAAAUGCAGAGACAUACAACUCUCUCUUUUUUUUUUCUUACUCUUCUUUUGGGCAGAGCUUCCAUGUUGUGCAAACGAAAAAUGGCAUAAUUUGGCUUAAAUACCUUAAUGUGAUUGUUGGCUGAACGUUUGUGAUGUUCACUUAUGCACUGAGGAGCCAGGAUAUUUAUUUGAUGAUGCAGACAUAUGGAUAUUGUGAAGACUUGUGCAUGUUGUUGUCUGUCAAAAAAAAAAAAAAAGGUGUUUUCUGCAGUGUAAAACUUUGAUGUGACCCGCCGGGGUGGCUCAGUCAGCUAAGGCGUUGCGCUGCUGAGCACGAGGUCCCUGCUGUGGCGGCCGCAUUUCGAUGGAGGCGAAAUGCAAAAACGCCCGUGUGCUUGCGUUGUAGUGCACGUUAAAGAACCCCAGGUGGUCAAAAUUAAUCCGGAGCCCUCCACUACGGUGUGCCUCAUAAUCAGAACUGGUUUUGGCACGUAAAACCCCAGAAAGAAGAAAAACUUUAAUGCGAGCAUAUAUAAAGUUUUCUUAUGGGAACAAAUAGUAGACUGUGCUAAAUCAAUCUGUCAAUGCACGUCUCCCCACUUAAGUUGUGUCACCGUCUUUUUAAUAGUUGUUAUAUGUGCUGAACUAUUUUGAAUUUGUUAGCCUUAAAAUUGCACUCUGCGUGAAACAGUCUUGUUUAGUAGUAUUAUAGUGCAAAAAUGAUCUAUCUGCAACCAUAUUUAUUAUUCUGAGUGAUAUUUAUCAUGAAGUAGCCAAUGUUGUCCAUUGUGUGUGGUCAUUGGUAUUCAGCUAUCCAUUCUGGUUUCUUCAUAUUGAGUUUUUUGGUGGCGUGAAAAAUUUUGCUUGUGUCAAAAGGUGGAUGGUGGUUGUCUCACUCUGAGUUCACUUGGCGAUAUUUAUGUCAGCAGGUGUGCAUCAAUGUUGCUCAUUUUUCUAGGCUCCCUUCUCAGGCUGAAACAUGCUAUUGAUGCAGUGACACUUGUUGCAAAGUGAUCACCACUUGUUCACAAAGAGUUGGCUUGGUGGACCAAAUAGUAUGUGCAUUACCUGAGAGAUGGUACACAGGGUCAAUUUCUGUAGAGGUCACAGCUCACUGUAAUCUAGGGCCUGUAUGCCCAAGUCCGUUACUUUCGUGGAUUAUUUUCCAUCAACUGCCAUUAAUGAAACAUUGUUAUGCAUACAAAUCUGAAGAUAAAUUGGAGACCAUUCGAAGCAUAUAUGCAUCAAUUUUGAGCUCAAACUACUUGGUUUGCCUAAUUAUGAGGCAUCUUCAUUAAAAACUGCUCACUGCUUUGAACUAUAUUUUGUCUAAAUGUGAAAAUUUAAAUUGUACAAAUUGCGGUAUUAUGUUCACUAGCAGGCAGUUAAGAUUACUGACAUGUCAUAUUCACCUUUUCUCCGCUGUUCCUUCACAGUGUGUUGCACACUCCAAAUAAAAAUUAAAAAAUCAAAA